AUGCAGGCUCAGAAAGUGCGUGGCCAGAGCGGUGCCUUGAUUGUUCUAAACAUUGCAGGUCGCAAAAUCACCCACAAGCUUCCACGGAAAGGUAACAGCGACCACAACAAACGAGCAACCUACCUCUAUGACAACAUGUACGAAGUCGGCGAUAUUAUCAAAAAGAAAUACUCUGUCACUGGCCUUUACUUCAAAGACGGUCCUUGCCAAGUCAUACAGGUGCAUGAGACUUCGAGGGCGGCGGCCACCGUCGCAAUCGUCAAGGUUAUCAGGCGAGCAAAGGUGCACCCAGACUAUUUCCAAGAGGACCUUCGCACGCUAAGGCAUGACGACCAGGAUCGUGGCCCUCCCUCGCAAGGUGCGGAACGUCGGGAUGAUAUGAGUGAAGAACAGCUCAACGCGCGGGGGUGGGCGAUCGAGUUGAUAGGCGAGAAGCUGCAUAUGGAGCAGUAA
This is a messenger RNA of Coprinopsis cinerea okayama7#130, 453 nucleotides long. RefSeq lists its product as hypothetical. The transcript has 5 exons. The record is from RefSeq and is a predicted model, not a curated record. The coding region runs from base 1 to 453 and encodes 150 amino acids. Lineage: Eukaryota; Fungi; Basidiomycota; Agaricomycetes; Agaricales; Psathyrellaceae.